Molecule: messenger RNA, 5208 nt
Organism: Naumovozyma castellii
Lineage: Eukaryota; Fungi; Ascomycota; Saccharomycetes; Saccharomycetales; Saccharomycetaceae
Gene: MLP2
Product: Mlp2p
Exons: 1
Coding region: 1-5208 (1735 amino acids)
Source: RefSeq, a predicted model, not a curated record
AUGGUCAAUUUGAAUAAUCUGGCGACUUCAUUGGAAGUUACUGCCACCGACUUAGAAACCAUUGAACCAACCGUAUUGGAGAAGAUAAACGCCAAGCUGCUCUCCUCCGAACAGGAGAAGGAUAGACUGAACGCUACCAUUGAUAAUUUUAAAUCUAAAAUGUCCUCGCAGUUUGAUACUGUGAAGAAUGAUCUUGAACUACUCCAGAAAGAAAAAGAAUUACUUAUUCAGGAUAAAAAGCAAUUAGAGAGCAAGUGUAUUCAAUGGGAACAGCAAUAUGCCCAACAUCAAGACAUAAGUAAGACCGACCUAGCGUCGGAUGAUGUGAUUAAAGAGAAUGAAACUUUCAAGAGGGACCAUCAACUCCUAACUUCAGACUUAAUGAACCUAUCAAAAAAGUUAUCAAGCUGUGAUGCAGCAUUGGAAAAAAAAUCAACCGCCUAUUUAGAAUUGCAAAACGAUAACAUUGACAUACGGACUCAAUUGAAUAACUUUAAAUCAGAAACUAAAGGAUUGAAAUCAAAAUAUGAAAGAAAGGUCAAAGAUUUUGAAGAGCUAAAGAAUGCUUACUCAUCGAUGAAGACAUAUGAAGAAACAUCAAGAAAGGAACUUUCAGAGAUGUCAAAUAAAUUUUACACCUUAAAAACUUCAUCUUCAAAUGAACUACGAAAUGCUAAAGACGCUCUCCACUCUCUUGAAAAGCAAUAUGAACUACUGCUUGAGGAAAAUAAAGCUUUCAAAGAAAGAAAUAAUGAAUUGACUACCACUGUAUCGGAUGAACUAUUCAAAAAAAAAUCACUAGAAAACGAUCUCAAUGAACUUAAGGAAAGUUUUACACGAGAAAUGACAUUAACACAACAUGAAAAUGAUUUAUUGAAAGAGCAUAUUGAAUAUCUAAAGAACACCACAAAGGAAACAACUGGUGGAACUAGUACUUUGGAGAAGGAUAGACUGCUUCACGAAUUGGUAGACAUUAAGAAAUCAUUGGAGAAAUCAGAACUGGAAAACGUCCACCUAAAUGACUUUAUUGAACAGUACUUGACUGAGAAUGAAGAAUCGACAAGUGAUAAUGAAUUGGUAUUACUCAAGGAACAACUAAUUAAGGAGAAACGUCAAAAGGAUUACCUACAAGAACAAGUUGAAUUGUUUGUCAUAGAGUUGGAAAAUCAAUUACCUACGGUGAAUUCCUUAAAGGAUAGAAAUCAAACAUUAGAACAAGAACUAAUGCAAAUUACGGGUCUUUUGGAAGAGACAGAAAGGGAAAGUGAUAUAAGAAUAAAAGAGUUAACUACCGAGAAUAGAAGGCUUAAGGAGCAAACAGAAAAUAUUAAUGUGCUAAUGAGCCAACGUGUUGACCUUGCACAUCAGGUUCAGUUUUUACUAUUAAAUCUGGACUUGAAAAAGCAUCAACAACAUUUAUUAACUCCAGAUGAGAUUACAUUCCUAAGAAAGAUAAUAAAAAGUCGAAACAGUCAAAAUGACAGUGAUUCUCAAAAGAUUAUCUCAGAAAGAUUAGUGAAAUUUCAUGAUAUAUCGGUCCUUCAAAAACAAAAUAUGGAACUACUAACAACCACUCGGAACCUUGCCGAACAAUUGGAAUCUAGUGAUACAAAAUCUGUUCAGAAAAUAACAAGAAAUGAAUCCAAGGAAAAGAUAGCUAAACUGCAAGAAAGCAUAAAUGGAUUAACUUCAAAGCUUGAAAAACUCCAAAAGGAAAAGGAUGCGUACAAACUACUAUCGCUUCAGAACACUGGAGAACAAACUCCUACUGAAGAAUUAAGAUCACAAUUACAAAAGAAGGAAGAACAAUUGACUAAAUUGGAAAGAAUGUCGUCGUUGGAUUCUCAUCUCGCAGAAGAAAAGGCUAAGGUACUAAAUCAAUCUAUUAUUAAACUGAAGAAAGAAAAAUAUGAUCUAAAUAAUGCCAUAAUAAAAGAGACUUCCCAACGAGCAAUUGCGGAAAAGAAGAGUAAAAUGCUAGAGGAUAGUUUAGAAUUACUUCAUAAGAAGUAUGAUUUGGCGGUCAAGAAAUACGAACAUUAUGAAACGCUGUUAAAUGACCAUAAUGCUGAAAAUAUAAAACAUUCCCGUGAAAAUGAAACGACCCAAGCUAAAAUAUCUAUAUUACAGAAGGAAAUCGAAUCUUAUAAACAGAACCUCUUACAAUAUUCAAAAGAUAAUGAAAACACCCUUUCUAAGCUUGCAGCCGCUACUCAAGAGAAAGAGACCUUAGGUUCCAGAUUAUCAACAGUAAAGAAUGAGUUAGAGCAAAAGAUAAAUUUGAUGCAAGAACGCGAAACUUAUUAUAAAGAACAUGACAGCAUAUCUGAGAGAUUACUAAAAAAAUCAAAAAUUCAACUAGAAGAUAAGAUUAAAGAAGUUAAGGAUUUUGAGGCAAAGAAAAACUCCCAAAUCAACUGGUAUCAAAAGAGACUCGAUAGUUUGACUACCACUAAUGAUAAACUCCAAGUUGAACUAAACAAAGAACUCACCAAAAUAAACAUUCAAAGAUUGAAAAUUAGUGAUUUAGAAAAGACGCUAUCUCAAAAUACUAAUGGAUCGUCAUCAUUACCUAGGGUUGAUCAAGAUUUUGAGAAAUUGAAGAAUGAGCUUAAGGAAAAACAAUUGGAAAUAAACCAAUAUCGCGACCUUUUGAACUUAGCGGAAGAGACUAAGAAUAGACUGCAAAAAGAUCUCAACAAACAACGACAGAUAGUUGAUGAUGCAAUGGAAGGAAAGGAGCAGUUGGAUCAGCAACUUGCCGAACUAACUCAAGAGUGUUCUUCGAUGAACUCACUUUUACAGAAGCAAAAGGCCAAAUGCGAAGAUGACCAAAAGAUAAUACAAGAUAAGGCAACCGAAACUGAGAAUCUUAAGAAUAGUUUAAGCUCUCUGGAAAAUAAAAUUACAACUUUGGAAAACGAGAUGGUUGAGAAAACUAAGUCCUUUGAAGAGAAAGAAAAUACUUAUAAAGAGCAGCUACAUAAACUGUCUGAAUCGUCUACACUGAUAGAAAAAAUGGAAGCUGAAAAUAAGGCGUACAAAACUUCGUUAGAUGGAUUAAAGGCCAAUAUUGCGGCAUACGAGGAUGCCAUAUCAGCAUAUAGACAGAAAUUAUUAGAUGAGAAGUUUAACCAUGAGCUCCAAGUCGAUGAGUUUAAAGAAACUAUAGAUAAUUUAAAUUUCCAAAUACACAUUCAGAAGGGAAAAAGAUCAUUCAUAACCUCCGAGGGAUCGACAACAUCAAAUGAUACCGAUGAAACGGUCGUCAAUGAUACUUCUGAUAAAAAUGAACUGAUACUUGCACUACGUCGUGAACGAGAUGGUCUUGAUAUUAAGUUAGACAUUUCGCAACGAGAGGUUUACUCUCUACGAGAACAAGUGGAAAAUUUGAAAAACUCUUUGGAUGAAACGAGACAGUCCUUUAAAGGUCUUGAAUCCGAGGUAUCCGGCGAAAUGACGACCACGGAACAACAUAAGGAAGCCGUUAAACAAUUGAAUGAGCUAAAUACAUUAAAAGAAACCAAUGAACAACUUCAACAAAAACUUCGAGAAAAUGAUAAGGAAAAUAAUAUUAUACACACAAAAUUAGAGCUCUUAAAAAAUGAAAUGAAUCCCUUAAAAGACAAAGUUGAAAGAUUGAAGAAUUCAAUUAUGGAGAAGGAUCAACAAUUAACGCUACUUUCUGAGGAGAAUGAACGUUGGAAACUUAGAUCAAGAGAGAUUUUGAUGAAAAGACAACAAGUUGAUCUUGAGGAGCACAAUAAACUAAUGGAAGAACUUUCAACCCUAAAAACACAACUGGAUACUAAAACCAAAGACAAUGAAGAUUUGAAUGAUAGGUUUAACCGUUUAAAGAAACAAGCGCACGAGAAAUUGGAUGCUGCAAAGGCCCAAAAUGCAUCUCUAACGGCUGAAAUUACUGAUUUAAUAGAUGCAAAAAGCAAAUUAGAAAUUGAUCUAGACGAAGAAAGGAAACGAAUCCAAGAAGUUGAAUCUCAAUUAAAGCAAAAACCAGAUAACCCAGAUGUGAUUACCGCCUUAGAAAAGGAACUCUCGGAUUCGGUAGAGAAUUCAAAGAAGAUUGAAGAAAACUUGCAGGAAACUGUUAACUCCUCGCUAGAACUGAACAAGAAAUUGACAGAAGAAGUUAACUCACUAAAAUCCCAAUUAGAAACCCUCAAGAAUCAAAAUGGAGUAAUAUCUGUUGCUGAUGGAAGUGCCAUCAAUUCGGAAACCAUUGCACAUUUGAAGGAGUCCUUUGAGGUAGAGAAGACUGAGUUAAUAACCACUUUGAAGGAAGAAUUUAAAAAACAAUUAGAGGAAGAAAAGAAGAAGUUAUUAGAAGAGAAAGAGAAAGAAUAUUACGACUCUAAACCAACAGGAGGAUCUGAACCCAUUGAUAUUGAAAAAAUGAAGAGCGAAUGGGAGGAAAAGCAAGAGGAGAUAAUCAUGCAACGAAUUGCUGAUGCAGAAGAAAAUUUGAAGAAGCGAAUAAGGUUACCAUCGGAGGAGAAAAUAAACAGGGUUAUUGAGAAGAGAAGAAAGGAGUUAGAGGAAGAGUAUGAAAAAAAGUUAAAACGCCAGGGACUAACGACUGAAACAGCCAUCGAAGAGGAACUAAGAAAAGAAGUAGAACGUGAACUAAGAGUGAAAUUUGAUAAUGAACUCGCAGAAGUCAAGAAAAAAGCUUUUCUAGAGGGCAAACAACAAUCCCAGAUGAAGACCACAUUACUGGAGAGAAAGUUGUCAAAAUUGGAGUCACAAGCUUCACCAUCCAGGACUCCUGACCUCGAGAGUUCUCAAAAAGAGAAUACAGAAGGAGCCACUAAGACCACCUUAGGUCCCUCAAAAAUAAACCUCCUUCCUUUUUCAAUGUCCAAUACAGAUGAUUCUAUAGAGAAACAAGUUCCACAAGGUGAAAAAGUAUUACAAAUUAAUCGAAGAUCAUUAGAACCAUCGUUUGGUAGCUCCAAUCCAUUCACUUUGCCAACUCAAAAUAAACCGGCUUUUCUAUUUGCUUCCAACAACCAUUCACAGACCAAGAAGCAGGAUGGCUUGCCAAUUAAUAAAUCUCCAUUUCAAACGACGUUAUUUGCGCCAUUUUCUAGCAAGACCACAACUCCUAACGGAACGCCAACCUUGAAGCGUUCAGUUGAAGAAGUCGACAACGACGACAACAAGGAUACUAAGAAAAUAAAAGAUUGA